Molecule: messenger RNA, 2846 nt
Organism: Lingula anatina
Lineage: Eukaryota; Metazoa; Brachiopoda; Lingulata; Lingulida; Lingulidae
Product: WD repeat domain phosphoinositide-interacting protein 2
Molecular function (GO): protein binding
Source: RefSeq, a predicted model, not a curated record
CAUUUGAUGUUUUGCUUCCAGCUGGAAAAUGUAUACAACAGAAUGAGAUUUUUGCUGAUUAUCUGACAGUUGCAUUGUUUGCAUAACGGAAUACAUUUACGAAGGAAUUGGUCAAGGCUUAACCAGCCUAAUGAACCUAGCAAGCCAAGGCGGAGAUUCUGAUUCCAACCUUCUCUUUGUAAAUUUUAAUCAAGACUGCACAUCACUUGCCGUUGGGACCAAAACUGGCUACAAACUAUUUUCACUGAGCUCCGCUGACAAGUUGGAGCAGAUUUAUGACAAUGAGGGAGAAGAUAUAUGUAUAGUGGAGAGGCUUUUUUCUAGCAGCCUUGUAGCUGUUGUAAGCCUUUCAUCUCCACGCAAGUUGAAAGUAUGUCACUUCAAGAAAGGGACAGAAAUAUGUAAUUAUAGUUAUUCCAACACUAUAUUGGCUGUUAGGUUAAACAGACUGAGGUUAAUAGUAUGUCUGGAAGAGAGCUUGUAUAUUCACAAUAUAAGGGACAUGAAGGUUCUGCACACCAUCAGGGACACCCCACCCAAUCCUCAUGGGCUCUGUGGUCUCUCAAUCAACAAUGACAACUGCUACUUGGCUUAUCCAGGGAGUAAUCAGAUUGGAGAAGUGCAGAUUUUUGAUGCUCAAAAUUUGAGAGCUGUCACUAUGAUUCCAGCACAUGACAAUCCCUUGGCAGCCAUGGCUUUUAGCCCACAGGGAACAAGGAUAGCCACAGCAUCUGAAAAGGGAACAGUCAUUAGAGUCUUCUCAGUCCCUGACGGACAAAAACUAUUUGAAUUCAGGCGUGGUGUGAAGAGAUGUGUAACAAUAAGUUCCUUAGCAUUUAACAGUGAUGCUGCUUUCCUGUGUGCCUCCAGCAACACUGAAACUGUGCAUAUAUUCAAACUAGAAACCACAAAGGACAAGACUCAAGAGGAGCCCCAUGGCUGGAUGGACUAUGUUGGCCAAGCUCUGAAGACAUCUGCCCACUAUUUACCUACCCAGGUGACAGAAAUGUUCAAUCAAGGCAGAGCUUACGCAACAGCAAGACUUCCUGUAUCUGGACUGAGAAAUGUUUGUGCUUUAGCUGCGAUUCAGAAGAUGCCUCGACUACUGGUAGCCUCCCAAGAUGGCUACCUAUACAUCUACAACAUGGACCCAGCAGAGGGUGGGGAGUGCACUCUACUCAAACAGCAUCGGUUAGAUGGACGUCAGGAAGGGAGUGGGACCUCACAGGACCUAACUGGACAUACACAAGACAAACCCCUCACACAUCCAGGUAGUGCUACAUAUGCUGCCACAGUCAAACAGCAGCAAGUCCCUGGUAGUGCCCAAGUGUCUGCAUCGCCAGAUUCCCAGCCAUACUUGGACGUGGACCAUGGAGCUGUGGGGGGUAAUGGAGAGGUUCCCAACAUGGCCGCCUUGAAACUGGAUGAUGACAGUGAAUUUCCACCAAUGACACACAAGAACGAGUGACAUCAUUGUCAGAAGGGAUUGGAACAAAUCUUGGCUUCGGUAUAUAUUAAUGAAUCUAGGUCAGCUGAAGAAAUGAUUCUGAUACAGAGCAGAGUAAGAUGUGAAAUGAAUUGCAUGUGCUUUUUUGAAGGAACAGCUGGAAGAAAUAUCAUGAUGUUUUUGUUAUUGAUUGUAAAUAGAGUGCAUAAAUUAUUUUCAAUGAGUGAGGAAUGGUAGAAGAGAUUCAGUGAGAAGCGAGAUCUACUAAGAAUAUAUUGGUGUGUAACAUGUCGCUUUUUGUCUGAUAUGUUUGUAGUAUUUGAACUCUGAAAGGUGCUACCAUUGAAGCCUCUUUGAAUGAAAAAAAAAUACAGGACUACUAACAUGUUUUCUUUAAUAACUGUUGAUUGUGAACUUCACAUUAGUCACAUAGUCCCAUUCAGUUUUAUCAAGUUUGGUCAGUAAUUGAAACAAUGUAAGAUUAAAAGGGAAUCUUGAUCUCUCAGGCUACUGAUGUAAAUAGUUUCAAAAUAAGUGAUGCGUAUGAAAUGAAAAAAGUUAAAAAGUCCAUAGCUUAGACUCUUGGAAUAUUAAAUUGUGGUAAAGUAGGGAGGUUAAUCAACAUUUUUAUUCAAUAGAUAUAGAAUCUUAUUAUAUGAAAACAGAAGGUGAAUAUCCAUAUUUUAAAAAGAAUAUGAACACUCAAAAUGAACAUAUACUUUGAACAAAGUGGUAGUAUUGAUUAACCAUGAGUACUUCAUACAGAUAGCUCAAUCAACAUAGUUAAAAAAAAUGGACGCAGUUUUAACUUGUGUCCUUUUGUCUUCUAGCAACCAAUAUGAUAUUUUGUGUGCUUUAUGAAAACUUUAAGAUGUUAAAAAAAUUGCCUUUUUAUAUUCAUGUCCUUGGGCAGUAAACCCCAUAUAGUAACAAUUGUGUGAUGUAGAAUUUACGCAGGUUAAAUUUUGAAAGUAGUGAGUACAUUUUUUUCCUUAUAAAGCACCCCCUGGAGAAGUUUAGUCUGUGUUCAACUACCAAUAUUGCUUGCAGACACUUAAAAUAUACUUCUUAUUGUGUUAAACUAUAGAUCUACACUGUUGUUGAUAAAAUGCAGCUGGUUUUAUGUGAAGUCCCAUUGCAUGCUAGUAAGUUUAGCCUAUUCAAAACUUGGUUUUCAGGCUUCCAAGUAAAAGUGCCACAAACAUGAAAGAGGACAUGGUUUGCAAUUGCUUUUUCUUCUAAGGCAGAUGCACAUUUUUUUAAAAAUCACUGUUGAAAGUAAAACAAGCACCAUAUCAGUUAUUAAAAAUUCUUUUUAAUUCAUCAAAUGGUUUGGUUUCACCAAAGAACCAUUGAAAUUGAUGUCAUCAGCAUGGUAAUAAAUUGUGAUAAAAACUUC